CGGUGAGCUUCAAAGGUACGUCCGUUUCAUCCUUUGAUCUCGGUUGCCCUAGAAGUUGGGAUCUGUUCAUAGUUCGGAAUAUUUGAUCUUUCUCUGUUUUUCUUCGUUCUCGGAUUGAUCGUAACGGCUGUUGCGUUUCAUUUCUUUGUUAUUGAUAAAUUGGGUUGAACAAUCCGUUUGCCAACUGUAAUACAGUGAACAUUUGUCGGUGUUUCUCUCUCUGUUUUAGGGUAGUGUUUUAGCGUUAUUAUAACGAAAUUCAAUGCUGACGGAGGAAUUCUUUCUAUUUCUAUAAUAAAUUGAAUAGCUCUAAGGUUACCGAUCGUCCGCUGGUUGUUGUUGGUUGAGUUGCUUGAUCUUUGUUACUCGGAAUCCAGAACAGCGGGUUUUCCAUGCCGUGUCGGUUUCAUCUUCCAGGCGUAGGGGGUUAGCUGGGGAUCUGGUGUUUUGGGUUGGGUGGAGAGGUGGGAGGUUAGGAACAUGACUGAUUUCCAACCACGGCAACAGAAGCAGGAAAGUAAUGAUGCCCGUGCUGAGUUCCAUCUGGGAUUGGAGGAGUUGAUGCGGGGUCGUUUGGAUGAUUGUAUGUCCUUGGCUUCCUGUAGCUCUACUCGCGAUCAGGAAGAUGAUGGCGAAGAGGGCGAUCAGCUAGUGCGACGGAGGAGACGUUCCGAUCUCGAAGGGGAUGACCUGGCUGAGUCUUCUGCUGCUCGAAGGCGACAUUCUCGGAUUUUGAGUAGGUGGGCUGCGCGGCAGGCCCAGGAGAUGAUUACCACAAUUGAGAGGAGAAAUCGUGAAUCCGAACUCAUGGCUCUUGCGGGUUUGCAUACUGUCUCUACGCUUGAUGCUUCGUUCCUGAGAGAGUCACACUCUCCGACUUCCAGAAGACAGGGGGUUGUUGAGAGGCCAAGAACCCAGGCAUCCUCUCUCCUGCAAAUGUGGCGGGAGCUGGAAGAUGAGCAUAUGCUCCAUCGUGCCCGAGAAAGUGUGAGGGAAAGGUUGAGUCAACAGAGGAGCAUUGACUCUAAUACCAACCUCUCUGGCACUAUCAUGUCUGAAAGCCGAGAGAGUGAGCCCCGAGGUAGUUCAGAGGAUGCUAGUGAGAGCGAGAAUGAGUAUGGAGCAUGGACCCAAGGGCAAAUGGAGUCACAGAAUGAACAUGAGGACCACAACAAUUCUAGCCGUGAGCAGUCUCCUGAUUUGGGAGAAAUUGAAAGGGAAAGGGUGAGACAAAUUGCUCGGGGAUGGAUGGAUAGUGGGGUUAGUGACCAUGCAUCUAGUGUUUCCCGGAGGAAUAACAGCCCAAGGGCAGAAUGGCUUGGUGAAACCGAACGUGAAAGGGUUAGGCUUGUCCGGGAGUGGGUCCAAUUGACAAGUCAGCAGAGAGGUGGCCGGGGUGGCAGAAGGGAAGAACAAGCUAUGGGACUGGGUGCUCAGAAUGACCAGGUUCGUGAUGGAUUGGGGGUUGACCAUGAUGAAGGCCAACCUGAGCAUAUCCGACGGGAUAUGCUGAGAUUUCGUGGAAGACAGGCUCUCAUCGAUUUGCUCAUGAGGGUUGAGAGGGAGAGGCAAAGGGAACUGCAGGGGUUGUUAGAGCAUCGGGCUGUUUCAGACUUUGCUCACCGCAACCGAAUUCAGUCACUACUGAGGGGUAGAUUCUUACGAAAUGAAAGACCUAUUGAGGAUGAGAGGCCACCUUCAAUGGCGGCUAGGGAAUUAGGUCAGUUAAGGCAGCGCCACACUGUAUCCGGUUUAAGGGAUGGAUUUCGCUCCAGGUUAGAAAAUAUUGUUCGUGGUCAAGUAACCAGUCAUUCUGAUACACUAUCUAACAACAGUACCAACCCUCCUAGAAAUGAACAAACUCAGUCAAGGACUUCACAUGAGGUGGCAAAUGAAAACCAUGAGCAAUCUCAACCGAGGAGUCAGGAAGGUGACAUUCGCCAUUUGCCAGAGCAAACAGGAGGCUUACAGAAUGAUGCAGCUCUUGAAGGUACAAAUUGGCGGGAGCCAAAUAGUCAAGGGGAUUGGCUGGAACAAGUUACAGAAAAUGAGAGAAGAGGCUUGCUACAGUCUGCUGAAGGUGAGCUUAAUCAGUGGCAGGAUGUUAAUGGAGAUGAAAUGGAUGGAAACUGGCAUGAGAAUACUGCUAGGGACUGGACCCAGGAAACUUCAGUGAAUGAAGGUGGAGAAGAUAGCCAUCUAACAGAAACUAAUGGGGAAUGGCAUGAGGAUGGCUCUCAGGAGGCUGUGCAAAGUUGGGCAGAGGGGCCUUCUGAUCCUCCAAGAACUCGGCGAGCUAUUCCUGUUAGACGGAUCAAUAGAUUCCAUCCACCUGAUGAUGACAAUGUGUACAGCAUGGAACUGAGAGAACUCCUAAGCAGGAGAAGUGUAUCCAAUCUUCUUCGAAGUGGGUUCCGUGAGAGCCUGGACCAGUUGAUACAGUCUUACGUAGAAAGACAAGGUCGUGCUCCCAUUGACUGGGAUCUGCAUCGAACCUUGCCCACUCCUAACUCACCAGAACAAGAUCAGGAGCAGCAGAGAGAUCAGAAUGAGGGUCAGGCAGAUAUUGUUGGUAGACCUCCACUUGCGAUGCCUUCUCCACCAGUUCCCCCACCACAGCCACUUUGGCAGCAGGAUAUUCAUCAUGCAAACUGGCCUCGCCACAGCGUGCAUCGUUCAGAAAUUGAGUGGGAUACUAUUAAUGAUUUGAGAGCUGACAUGGCUAGGCUUCAGCAAGGGAUGAGCCACAUGCAGAGGAUGUUGGAAGCCUGCAUGGAUAUGCAAUUGGAGUUGCAGCGCUCAGUUAGACAGGAGGUUGCUGCUGCUUUGAAUCGGUCUGCUGGUGAAGAGGUGGGUGUUGAAUCAUCAGACGGAUCAAAAUGGGGUCAUGUGAGGAAGGGUACUUGUUGUGUUUGUUGUGAUAAUCAUAUUGAUUCUCUAUUGUACAGAUGUGGUCAUAUGUGUACUUGUUCAAAAUGUGCAAAUGAGUUGGUUCGAGGUGGAGGGAAGUGUCCAUUGUGCCGGGCGCCGAUUGUUGAGGUGAUUCGAGCUUACUCCUUACUGUAAAAAGAAAAAGAGGGAACGAG
Messenger RNA from Telopea speciosissima, 3086 nucleotides. RefSeq lists its product as uncharacterized. Bases 481 to 3066 code for a protein of 861 amino acids. NCBI's taxonomy places the organism in Eukaryota, Viridiplantae, Streptophyta, Magnoliopsida, Proteales, Proteaceae. The record is from RefSeq and is a predicted model, not a curated record. The transcript has 7 exons.